CCCAAUUCCAGAAGAGGACAGCUAAACAAGUGAAAACUGUUUAUUAGCUAAACUGACUACAGUCUAUUAGCUCAAAUCUUAAGUAAAUCACAGCGCCAGAUCGGUGUACCGCGGAGACAAAGAGAGGAGGAGGGGCGGGGUUUCAGGAGUUUUACAUGAGACGAGAUAUUGCUUCCUAGUUAAGCUUACUGGUGUGUGUGUGUGUGUGUAGAUGUGUGACAGCGGUGUGUGUGAAGACAAGCCCCCCGCCCCCCCUGUCAGAAUGAACAGCCAAGGAGGCGGAGCCAAGGACUCCGUGUCGGGCAACUACAACUCUCGGUCCCUCCCCUCUGUUCCUGAGGAGAAACAGAAACGAAAUAAAAUCAUCUCCAUGUUCGCCUCCGAGAAAGGAGGCAGGAAGAAGGAUCGUGAUAAGGACAACAGACCAGAGAUCUCUUCUCCGUCAGACUUUGAACACACCAUCCAUGUGGGCUUCGACGCCGUCACAGGAGAGUUCACAGGCAUGCCGGAGCAGUGGUCCAACCUGCUCCAGACGUCUAACAUCAGUAAAUCGGAGCAGAAGCAGAAUCCUCAGGCUGUUCUGGACAUUCUCAAGUUCUAUGACUCCUCCACUGCAAAACAGAAAUACCUCUCCUUCUCAGAAAAAGAUGCACAGUCGCCUGGAAAGCAGGGUGCCACGUCCUCGCCAUCCGGCGGUAAAGACGGUGAAGAUGAUGACGAUGAUGGAGACGAAGCUCCACCCCCUAUUGUGGCACCACGGCCUGAGCACACCAAAUCAGUGUACACCAAGUCUGUCAUCGACCCACUUCCUCCGCUGCCAGAGCCUGACUCCGCCUCCAACAGGAACAAGAAGAAACAGCAGGGCAAGAUGACUGACGAGGAAAUCAUGGAGAAAACUAGAACCAUCGUCAGUAUUGGAGAUCCCAAAAAGAAGUACACACGCUAUGAGAAGAUCGGCCAGGGAGCGUCUGGUACUGUCUACACAGCCAUCGAUGUUGCCACUGGUGCAGAGGUAGCUAUCAAACAGAUCAACCUCCAGAAACAGCCGAAGAAGGAGCUGAUCAUCAACGAGAUCCUGGUGAUGAAGGAGUUACAACAGCCUAACAUCGUCAACUACGUAGACAGUUUCCUGGUAGGUGAGGAGUUGUUUGUGGUGAUGGAGUAUCUGGCUGGAGGUUCGCUCACGGACGUUGUCACGGAAACAUGCAUGGACGAGGCUCAGAUCGCUGCCGUGUGCAGAGAGUGUCUGCAGGCUCUGGAGUUUCUCCAUGCCAACCAGGUGAUCCACAGAGACAUCAAGAGUGACAACGUGCUGCUGGGCAUGGACGGAUCUGUCAAGCUCACUGACUUUGGGUUCUGUGCCCAGAUCACUCCAGAGCAGAGUAAAAGAAGCACCAUGGUGGGGACUCCCUACUGGAUGGCUCCUGAGGUGGUGACCAGGAAGGCCUACGGACCCAAGGUGGACAUCUGGUCCCUGGGCAUCAUGGCUAUAGAGAUGGUGGAGGGAGAACCCCCUUACCUCAACGAGAACCCACUCAGGGCCCUCUACCUGAUAGCCACCAAUGGGACUCCAGAGCUCCAGUCUCCAGAGAAGUUAUCUCCAGUGUUCAGGUCCUUCCUGUCCCGCUGUCUGGAGAUGGAUGUAGAGAAGAGAGGAGGGGGGAAAGAACUACUGCAGCAUCCAUUCCUAAAGCUGGCCAAGCCUCUCUCCAGCCUCACCCCUCUCAUCCUGGCAGCCAAGGAGGCCAUGAAGAGUAACCGCUAACCCUGGUUAGCCACAGAUACACUGGAUUCCUAUGUCUCUAUGUUAGCCUGAGCGCUAACUACUAGCCUUACCAGCUAACUUCCAGCCCUACUGUGCCAACUCGUCAGUGCCUCUCUGUAACUGACAGCAUCUCCUCCUUGAUGCUAAACACCAGCCUGCUAGCACCCUGGCUCGUACACCUACAAGUCACACAAGUCGGCUUCCUGCUCUGUUUGACUCCCCUUCCCCUCUGUCCUUCACCCCUCACUCCAUAUCACACACCAGUCUUCCUAUGUCUUUUACCCCCUGUCUGUCUGUCCCUCACACCCCCCCUCAUCUGUCCCUCACCCCCCUCCUCAUCUGUCCCUCACCCCUCACUCCAUAUCACACACCAGUCUUCCUAUGUCUCUUACCCCCUCCCUGUCUGUCCCUCACCCCCCCUCCUCAUCUGUCCCUCACUCCUCACUCCAUAUUACACACCAGUCUUCCUAUGUCUCUUACCCCCUCCCUGUCUGUCCCUCAUCCCCACUCCUCAUCUGUCCCUCACUCCUCACUCCAUAUUACACACCAGUCUUCCUAUGUCUCUUACCCCCUCCCUGUCUGUCCCUCACCCCCCCUCCUCAUCUGUCCCUCACUCCUCACUCCAUAUUACACACCAGUCUUCCUAUGUCUCUUACCCCCUCCCUGUCUGUCCCUCAUCCCUACUCCUCAUCUGUCCCUCACCCGCUCUCCAUUUUCCUCACCCUCUUUUUCAUUCAGAUGUUGUGAGGUUUUCUUGUUCUGUUUGUCUCUUCCUGCUACCUGUUCUUUCUCUCUCUUUACUCUGACUAAGAAACUUAAAGGCGCAAUCUGUAACAUUUUUUGUCCCACAAACAAAUGGUUCAUUUCAAGCCUCCAGUAUCAGUGUUGCAGUACACCUUCAAAUAAAACUACAGAUUGCACCUUAAAAAGAAUUGCUGUAUGGAACUAUCUCUGUAUUCAAUUCAAAUAUUUUGGCAGCAAAACCAAAUAAAACAUUUCAAAGUCGUUUUGUAUAUUAUGUACUUUGGCAAACGUUGAGGGGUAAAAAAUCUGGAUAUUUAGACAACUGUUUUUUAAUGUGUAUGAAUACUUUUCAUUUGGUGUUUUGUGACUAACAUUCUGAUAGAAAGCUUCCAUUACGGUGUGCCUUAAUGAACACAACAUCUAGGCUCUAUGGGGUGAAUCCUCACUUUCACCUCAUUAAGUUGAAUUGUCACUUAGUCUCCCAUUGACAUCAACGUAUGACUACGUGAAAACGGGAUUUAAGUGGAAGUUAGGAUUUGCUCCAAUGAUUGGCCAAUCAAAAAGCAUUCCACCGUGCUAGACUAGUUCCAUUCCAUUUCACAGACAUUCCAGUCAGAGAGGUUGAUUGGUUGAGUCUGAUGAUGUUGAUGAUUUUAAUAAGUAUCCCCUUCUGUUGUUCAUUUUUAAUUAAUGAAACCAAACUGUUUUUUUUACAGGAAGCCAUGUAUUUUCAAACAGUCUAUGUAAAUGAUUAAAGAUAGACUUGAACUAA
Oncorhynchus kisutch (coho salmon) is the source of this 3281-nucleotide messenger RNA. Its product is annotated as serine/threonine-protein kinase PAK 2. Gene Ontology annotation, biological process: protein phosphorylation. Lineage: Eukaryota; Metazoa; Chordata; Actinopteri; Salmoniformes; Salmonidae. Gene Ontology annotation, molecular function: protein serine/threonine kinase activity; ATP binding. The record is from RefSeq and is a predicted model, not a curated record. The transcript has 15 exons. Bases 212 to 1765 code for a protein of 517 amino acids.